UACAAGCUGAAUAACGCGGUGUAUACACAACAUUUGUUGGAUAAAACGCUAGAUGAUCAUUUGAAAUAGCAAGAAUUUUCGACAGUGUCCGAAAUGAGUCAUUCUGCAUGAUGAUAUUGAGGAAGUACGCAAAUCCUAGUACAAACUGAUGAACACGGAUGCAAUGCAAUAACAUUUGUAAUUGUAUUUCCAACACACGUUCUUGCUUCUACAUUCAAGACUAGAUAUUAAUAUCCAGGUACGAUUUGAAAACCCGAAAAUGUCUGAUCAAACAUGGAUCAACGAAGAGGAGAAGUUCCAUCAAAAAUUGAAUGAUAUUGAAAUACCAUAUAAACCUUGUAUGACUGUCACGGUAACAGUGGUCCAAGGAAGAAAAAUAUCACUCGGAUGCCUACACGAUUUAUUUGACACUCCCGACACAAAAGUAUAUCUUCGAUGUGAAAAUGCAAUUGGAAAAACAAAAUUCAAAACAAAAACGGUAUGGAACUCACAUAACCCAAUAUGGCAAGAAUCGUUCACCUUCGUUUUUUCAACCUCCGAGGCCGCGAAUUCUGUGAUCGACGUUGAUAUAUAUGAAGAAGAUAAAUUCAAAUGCGAUUCUCAUUUUGGCGUUGGACGUUUGAAACUAAGUCAACUUAUUGUAGGUGAACCAAAACAAGUUACUCUCGACUGGGGGAGUAACGGAAAAGUUGAUUUUUCACUUCUGAAACAAUGGAGAAAUUCCCCAGAUUUUCGGUUAUCUUUGGGAUUAUCAAUAGAAGAAAGACAAUAUAGAAUUAAAAGAAAACCUAAAACGAUGAAAGCAAUUCAGAAUUUUCUUGGAGUGGAACUUGGGCCCGCGUCAUUGAAAGAGACUCCGACAGUCGCUGUAGCAAUAGCUGGAGGAGGCUAUCGCGCUGUGGCGACAGCUUGUGGGGCAAUGGAAGCAAUUUCAGAAAUGGGAUUACUCGACUCUAUUAUGUAUAUUGCGGGUCUCUCUGGAUCUGCGUGGUACGUAUCUUCUUCUUUCCUUCAUGGUUCGAUGAACAAUCUUCAAAAUCUUAUCGAACAUCACGACUGGUUACGUGAACAAAUGGAAGAAAGCCUAACCUUGCGUUUGUUCGAUAUAUCUUUUUAUAAACGCUGCAGAAAAUACCGGGAAUUUAAAUUAGAACAUUAUCAGCCAACGACACUUGUAGACUAUUACGGUAUUGCUCUUGGAGAAACGUUUUUAGGAAUUGAAAACAGCUCAACACAGUUUUCAUCAUUGAGGAAAUAUCUUGAAACGGCUGAUGUUCCAUUUCCAAUUUUAUCGUGUGCUCACGUGCGUAAUCGUCUUCCGAUGUCUGAAUUUUGGGAUGAGGUUGAAAUGACACCUUACGAAGUUUCGUUUCCGAGUUACGGGAUUAAUAUUCCGACUGAACAAUUCAAUUCAAGAUGGGGUAACGGUAUAUUACAACAAAGUUUACCAGAACCACCAUUGCACUACAUGAUGGCCGCCAGUGGAAGUGCGUUUGCUAUCAUGUGGAGCAAAAAAUCUGACAGAACCGAGACAAGAGAGGAUAUCAGAGAAUACAUAAAUAAUCUACAAGAAAGUCAUCACGAGAGAAUCGAGUUUAGUGAAUUUGAUGAAUCAAGUGAUGAGGACAAUGAUGAUGAAAUUGAAAGUGUAUCCGUAACAUCUAAAGCUAUGAAGAACUUUGCUUCGCCCGAUGAUAAAUGGAUCGAAAUUUUGCAGCGGAGAGCAUUUGCAAGAAAAAAAUCUGAUAGAAAGCGAGAAUCACAGUUUGACCGUAUUGGCCGUGGUCUUAUUCUAGACAGAACUGCCAGAAUAAAAAAUUGCGCAGCAGAUUUCAGAGGGCUUCAAAAGUAUCGGUUGAACACUGAUCUUAUUGUCCCAAGCCAAAACAUCACCGCCUCAGAGAGAAUAUUACGAAAGAUCUCAACGAAAAAAUCUAGCAUAUCUUUGUGUGAUUCAGCUUUGGGGUGUAAUUUACCAUCAAUACAUGCACUUCGGCCACAGAGAAGAGUUGAUGUUUUAAUUGUCGUUGAUUGUGGAAAUUAUUUGAACGAAAAUGAACUGUCUUUUGAGCUUUUCGCAACGGUGCAAGCUCAAGCACACGACCAUGGAAUAAAAUUUCCAAGAAUAAGUAUGGAAAAAAUUGCAGAAGACCCUUUCAGAGAAUGUUAUCUUUUUGAAGAUGAAGAAGAUACGGAAUGUCCUGUUGUUCUCUGGUUUACGUUAGCCAACAGAAAAUUUAAAACGCAAAAUUCUCCACAUAGACGACCGGGAUAUCCCACGCCCGACGACGUUGAUUCGGGAAAAGAAAUUUUCAACGACUUCUGUAUAUUUCCCGAAAAUUCGGAAUUUGGAACAUUGAGAUUGCACUUUAGUUCACUCAAUUUUGAUCGUUUGAGAGAGCUGAUGAGAUUUAAUAUACUGGAAAAUGACAAAGUGCUGAGAGAAAAAAUAGCAUCCAAGGUGGGACAACUGAAACAACGCGAUAAAAUAACUUCAUCGACUUAACGCGUAAACCCAAAUAACAUAUCUCAUUCAGUGAUCAAGAUAUAGCAAUUUGGGGUUAAAAGGAUAACGACUUUAAAUACGUAUAUUGAUAUUG
Messenger RNA from Styela clava, 2600 nucleotides. Its product is annotated as cytosolic phospholipase A2-like. Gene Ontology annotation, biological process: glycerophospholipid catabolic process. Gene Ontology annotation, cellular component: cytosol. Lineage: Eukaryota; Metazoa; Chordata; Ascidiacea; Stolidobranchia; Styelidae. Gene Ontology annotation, molecular function: calcium ion binding; calcium-dependent phospholipid binding. The record is from RefSeq and is a predicted model, not a curated record.